AUGUUGAAACCCCUGUUCGGUGUUUUGUCUUACUGUUAUUUCCAAGUGGUCCAUCUCCUUUUUUGGUUGUAUAAUUUUUUGUUUAAACCGAGAAGAACCAUCCCCCGGCCAGCUCCAGACGACAUUGAACAACUUCUUCUGAUCUCUGCUUCCCAGGCCGCCGACAUGAUAAGGAAAAAAGAGGCAAGAAGGUUUUUCUGAGUUACGGUAGUUUUUAGCUCUCGUCAUACCAGUUGAUAGAAGUAUACAUUCGACGGAUCCAAGCCAUAAAUCCUCUUCUCAAUGUGGUUGUUCAAGACAACUUCAAUGAAGCCCUAAAGGAAGCACAGCAAGUGGAUGAAUGGUUGGAUACGAUUGAUUCGAAUUCGGAUGAAUACAAGGUUCAGUUUGGGUAGAUAGAUGUGAACAGGUUGUUUAGAACUUGGCGUCAACGAAGCCUUUGCUUGGGGUCCCGUUUACUCUUAAGGACAGUAUGUAUGUACAAGGACUGGUGAUUACUGCCGGAAUCCCCGCCUUGGCAGACUCUCCUCCGUGCGAGGAAGAUGCCGCCAUAGUUUCCAUUUUGAGAGAGGCUGGAGCCAUUCCUUUAGCGGUCACGAAUGUCCCAGAAGCGUGUCUUUGGUGGCAAUGUAAUAAUGGGAUCUAUGGCCAAACCAACAGUCCUUACGACCUGAGAAGAGGAGUCGGCGGAAGCUCUGGAGGAGAGGGAUGUCUGAUCGGAGCUGCCGGAUCCGUAGUCGGAAUUGGUUCGGAUAUUGGAGGCUCUGUACGGAUCCCAGCGUUCUUUAACGGAGUUUUCGGGCUCAAACCCAGCUCCGGUUUUAUUCCAACGAGCGGUCACAUUCCACGUGCCACAACCGAGAACCGCGUUAACAUGUUUUCAAUUGGUCCCCUUUGUCGGUAUGCACGCGAUCUAUCUUUGAUGUUCAAGGUAAUUUAUCAGGUACAUUUGAAAAAAUUAUUAGAUUAUGGUCGGCCCCGAAAUCAGUGCACGUCUCCAAUUGGAUCGUCCUGUACCACUGGCAAGGACUCGCGUCUUUUUUAUGAAAGAUCUUGAUUCCUUGAUUACUUCUCCUAUUCAUCCUGAUUGUUCACGUGCUGUGAAGAAGGCGGUAAAAUAUUUUGAGAAAAAAUAUGACCUUUCGGCUUACAAUGUCGACUUCCCUAUCGCCCAUCAUGCUAUAGAUCUGUGGAUGACACGAAUGCAUGCUGACAACGAGAGAUUUGCCGACGUCUUGGCUAACAAGGUGCCCACGACGGAAUAGCUAUUGAAAUUAUUCUAGGUUAAUUCAGGCAUGAAUCCUCUGAAAGAGAUGGUCCGUUAUUUCCUUGGCCGAUCAAAAAACACCUUUAUUUCACUGGCCACGGCGUUUGUUGACGAUCACCAGAUGAAGUCGAAAGAUCAACUAGACUUUGUGAGUUAAAAAAAACCCCCCUAUUCACGAGGUGUUAUUAUGCGGAUAAGAAUUUAAGGUGAACAGCAAGAGAGAUCAACUUCGAAGGGAAGUUGCGAGUCUGUUAGGGACUGAUGGAAUCCUGGUUUUCCCUGGAUUCCCGCGCCCAGCUUACUUUCAUAACGAGGCUGUGCUUUGUCCAUUCGAUUUUGCUUAUACAGCUUUGUGGAGUGCCUUAGGACUUCCUGUUGUAGCUUGUCCGAUGGGGCUAAACUCGAAUGGAUUGCCAGUUGGGGUUCAGGUGGUCGGAAGCAAUGGGUCCGAGGCCCUCCUGAUUGCAAUUGCACAGGAUUUAGAAGAAGGAUUCGGCGGAUGGAAAGCACCCGUCUUCGGGUAG
This is a messenger RNA of Bursaphelenchus xylophilus (pine wood nematode), 1791 nucleotides long. Lineage: Eukaryota; Metazoa; Nematoda; Chromadorea; Rhabditida; Aphelenchoididae. The record is from the annotation of a GenBank genome assembly.